UAUUACUGUAUUAAUUUCUUAUAGAUAAACUAAGACAGAUCAUGUCGCUCUGAAACUUGCCUUUCUCAUAAGUAGUGAAAAAUAUAGCGUGUUAAAUGUGGUGUCAGUAGAUACAUUCACUUUAGAGAAUAAGUGUUUUCAUAAGAGUCAAAAUUUUCAUAAGGUUGAUUCUAUUGCACCAUAAAUAGUAAAAUAAAUGCAACAGAGUAAUGAAUGAAGACCAUAUAUUAUCCCGAGCUAAGUCACUAACCAGUAGGCAACCACCAAAAGGUACUUAAAACCAUGACCCGUUUAACCUUGGAACCAUUGCUGUUCUCUCCUAAUAAAGUUAGUGUAAUUACUUGUUUUAGAUUACAGAACAUGCACGGCAUGCAUUCAAAGACAACUAUGCUUCUGGGGCCCGAAUUUAAAGUCCAUAGACCAUAGUUAUUUAACUAAGAAAUGACAAGAAAUUAUAUAUAUACACCAUUUGCCUUGGAGAACAGCGGGUGAUGUUCCUUUUUAAGGUAACCAGGGAUCGAUCCAGCUGUCCAACUUCCAUUGUCUACUUCUAUUUUACCUCUGGGCUUUUAUUUUUAUCCAUAAAUGUGAUCCUUACUUUCCUCUAACAUAGCUCUUUUUAAAAUAAGUAAAUGAGUUCACUGAGUGACUUUUCAUUAUAGAAUUACAAACUUUGUUUAUGGAACAAUGUUGUAAUAAUAUUCACUAUUAAACCACAUAUGUUUAAGAUUUUUAUUUUUUAUUUUUAGGGGUUUACUUUAUCAUUGCAGCACAGAGCUUUGAAAUCCGUGGGACGGGCCUGGUGAUUUCCAUAUAAUUGUGAUUAUAAUGAUGUAGUGAAAGGACACUUGGUUGUAAUGUAAAUAGGCCUUGUAAGUUGGGCACUUUACAGUAAAUAUGAGUAAAACAUAACCACCUAUUUUAGAGCUAUGCAUGAAAUUGCUACAGUCCAAUUUCAAAUCAUUUUAUCAGCAUGUGUAGUAAGUUGCAAUCAAGAAAUCUAUCAAAAUCAUGUCCUGAUACAAUUCGAAAUUAGUUUAUAAGAGACAUUUAAAUAGGAAAUAACUUUCUUUUGACCGAAAAUACUUAAAAAGGUUCAUCCAUAAUCUGCUCUGCUACUAGGAUGUGGGAAUAAGCUGAAGAACCACAUUUAGUUUGACCCUCGCGACACAUUACUUUAGUUUUUGUUUCCAUACUUGGCUUGUUUGGUUUGUGUCUUCGGUGAAUAUACCUGAAAACUAUUAUAAACAUUUAGGCCACAAUAGUUACUUGGCACUUGUAUAAUUAAAAAAUGAAUUCUAACUAGACGGAAGAAUCAAAUUGGAAUAAGUAAGUGUAUUAAAAACAAUAUUUAAUAUAAUAUUCUGGAAUUUGGCAACUUAAACUAAUUGAAAUUACUUCAUGUGAGCAUCAACUUGUCUUGGAAUCUUUUAAUUAAAGUACUCUCUCAUGUGCUAUCUUCCUUUAUACACAUAUAUAGUUUAUCAGAUGCUACCUUUUCUACAUCUGUUUUUACUUUGUAUGGGAGAUAAUGGAAGAGUCAGUAGUGGUGCCUAAAAGAAAGCUGGGGUCACAAGGUUUUGAGGUCUCUGCAAUUGGUUUAGGAUGUAUGGGCAUGUCUCCCUUACACGGGUCUUCUAAACCCGAAAAAGAAAUGAUUGAAGUCAUCAAGACAGCCAUUGAGCUGGGAAUCACAUUUCUUGAUACCUCAGAUCUCUACGGUCCUCUCACAAAUAGUAUCAUUAUCGGAAAGGCUUUGGAGGGGGAUGCGAGACAUAAAGUGCAGUUGGCUACCAAGUUUGGGAUUAAGUCACUCUCAGGCGAUAAAGGGAUGGUGGUAAGCGGCGAUCCUGCAUAUGUGAAGGAAGCUUGUAAUGCUAGCUUGAAACAACUUGGAGUCAACUGUAUUGAUCUUUAUUAUGUUCAUCGUAUCGAUACAAGCAUCCCUAUUGAACUCACGGUGGGAUCAUUGAAAGAACUAGUCGAGGAAGGCAAAAUAAAAUACAUAGGUCUCUCUGAAGCGUCACCAGAAACCAUCAGACGGGCACACGCAGUUCAUCCAAUUACCGCUGUACAGCUGGAAUGGUCCUUGUGGACAAGAGAUGCAGAAGAAGAGGUUAUUCCUACUUGCAGAGAACUUGGAAUCGGGAUAGUCCCAUUUAGUCCUCUUGGAAAGGGAUUUUUCUCAAAGGGUCCAAAGGUAGUUGAAAACUUUGCAAGCAAUGACUUCCGAAGGAGUCUACCAAAGUUUCAAGGCAAAAACCUAGAGCACAAUAAGAUUGUUUUUGAAAGGGUGAAUGUAAUGGCAAGAAAAAAGGGAUGCACCCCAUGUCAGCUAGCAUUGGCUUGGCUUUUACACCAAGGAGAUGACGUAUCUCCCAUACCUGGUACAACCAAAAUCGAGAACCUCAAGCAGAAUAUUAGAUCCAUUUUUGUAAAACUAACAAAGAAAGAAAUGUGUGAAAUUGAAUCGAUUGCUGCAGCUGUGAAGGGCGAUAGGUACUCACCUGCAGUAAUGAAAGAUACUUGGAAGUAUGCAAACACUCCACCCUUGUCAUCUUGGCAUACUGCAUAAACUAUUGAUUAUAGAGAUCUUUUUUAAAUUAAUAUUUUGAAUUUGGACCUUGCCCAUCGGAGUCGUGUUAGUGAAAUUUCCAAGAUCGUUAGAUUACAUUUAAUUAUUUUUUCAAAUCAAAGGGGUAUCUAUACAUCACAUUUCAAAUUCACAUUUUAUCCCUUCCAACAAUUGUUUACUAACAAAUUGUAACCUAAUAUUUUCCCUGUUUAGUAUUCAAUGUUCAUCUUCUUCAAAGCAAAUUUGAA
Messenger RNA from Erigeron canadensis, 2823 nucleotides. Its product is annotated as probable aldo-keto reductase 3. The transcript has 5 exons. The record is from RefSeq and is a predicted model, not a curated record. Bases 1532 to 2575 code for a protein of 347 amino acids. Gene Ontology annotation, cellular component: cytoplasm. Lineage: Eukaryota; Viridiplantae; Streptophyta; Magnoliopsida; Asterales; Asteraceae.